CUCAUCUUUCACACAAUCGUACUAGAGUUUUCAAUAUGUUUUCGCACUAGUAGACAUUCUGUAUUGUUGGUGAAGAAAGAUUUGACUGUACUGAAGAAACUGAAAAAAAUGAUGGCCAUAAUUUUAUGUAUAUUUCAGCAGGCAUUUUCGCUUUACACGAGUUACUAUGAAGUGUCUGUUUACUAUGUAUCCGACUGUGCGUUUGUCAUUGAACAAGACACAUAGUUCCCGGCUGUUUAGUGUGUACGCUUCUUCACUCCUGUCAUUCGAAUCACCUUCAUCUGCAGCACAUUAUAAAUCAGCGAAGUCGUCAAUCACUUGUUAAUUAUACCGUACAAAUAUGUUACUUGAAGAUAUCAUCAGUCCAAUAAUUCCUAAAGAAUGCUUCUACAAAUAUACAAAACAUGGUGAAUUUUUCGAUGUUCUUUGUUUUAAGAUAAUUUUAAGUAAAGUAUUAGGAUAUGGUAUUAUAGUUGGUUCUUCGCUUGUAAAAAUUCCGCAAGUAUUAAAAGUUGCAAAAAGUAAAAAUGCUUAUGGAUUAAGCAUACUGUCUAUCCUACUGGAAUUAAUUUCAUUCACAUCGGUUAGCGUAUAUUCAUUGGCUAAUGGAUUUCCAUUCAGCUCUUAUGGCGAAGGAAUAUUUCUGGGCAUACAAAAUUUCCUUUUGGCGGUUAUGGCAAUUACAUGGAUGCAUUCACGGCUUAAAGCAGUCAUUUUUUCAUGUAUUUACAUGGCAGGAUUAGCUGUCUUACUGUCGCCCACAUUACCAAUGUCAACUUUAGUAUUUUUUCAAACAGCCAAUCUACCGAUUAUGUUGUCAUCGAAGAUUGCACAAAUCUGGACAAAUUGGUGUAAUGGUAGUACAGGUCAAUUGUCAGCCAUCACGUUGUGUUUGUUUGCGCUAGGCUCAACUGCACGUGUAUUCACAUCAAUUCAAGAGACUGGAGACAGACUGUUAGUUGUAUCGUGUAUUUUAGCCACUGUAUGUAACUACAUACUAGUGGGACAGCUAUUCUACUAUUGGAAUACGCCAAUCACCACCAAUGUUACAAGGAGGUCUUCUAGUCAAGGGGCUAGUAGCAGCAGCAGUGGUAGGAGUGAUCAGUCAUCAGGACGAAAAAUACAAAAGGAUAAGACAAAUUAAAUCUAUACUGUGAUGAUAAUGAUAAUAAUAUUGUUGUUUUCAAAAUGUACAGGUGUUACCUUGCUUGCCUAUACAUUUCUCUUUCUGUGUGUGUGUGUGUGUGCGUUUAUGUUGCUCAUGACAAAAUACAUAUUUAACAUUCGUUAAUGUAAUCACAAUGUUUCUUUUUAACCUUGUCAGGGAUUACAUAUUAGACUGUCAUAAAGACCGACUUAAGUGGCUUUAAGAUUGACACAUGAUGAGUGAUACAUUUGGUGUGUGGCUACCCAAAACAGAAAGAGCAUUAGUGUUGUGUGACCACACCGCCCAGAGGACAACUGCUUGAGGUCGCGGUCAUACACGGUCUGUUUAAAGUGGUUUUUAGGAGUGUCAUCAGUAUUGAGAUUUUGCCACCGCAAAAG
This is a messenger RNA of Trichobilharzia regenti, 1545 nucleotides long. NCBI's taxonomy places the organism in Eukaryota, Metazoa, Platyhelminthes, Trematoda, Strigeidida, Schistosomatidae. The record is from the annotation of a GenBank genome assembly.